Branchiostoma floridae (Florida lancelet) is the source of this 1521-nucleotide messenger RNA. RefSeq lists its product as uncharacterized. The record is from RefSeq and is a predicted model, not a curated record. The transcript has 8 exons. Gene Ontology annotation, biological process: centriole replication; protein localization to centrosome. Gene Ontology annotation, cellular component: centriolar satellite. Bases 211 to 1521 code for a protein of 436 amino acids. Lineage: Eukaryota; Metazoa; Chordata; Leptocardii; Amphioxiformes; Branchiostomatidae.
GACCUUUCCGCUGUGUUCUAGGCUCAUGUCUUAAAGAAGCUGGGAGCUGCUCAUCGAGCUGCAGUGAAAGUUCUUCAGGUGUUCAUCCAGCAGCUGCCUGACCAGUACAGCGGGGGAGGGGGGCUGCCGGCCGUGUACCAGGACCUUGGUCAUGUGAUCAAGCAGCUGUCCCAGGUGUCUGCACAGCUGCAGGUGGGGUCAGCCGAGGUCAUGUCGGCAGAGAGUCUGCUGCAACUACUGGGUAGGACACAAGUACAGCCCAAGCCUUCCUCAGAAGUCACAGCACACAAGAGGGUACCUGAAGGUCGUAUGAAGGUCAAGACAAGACGUGGCCAGCCUGUCUGGAAAGACAGGCCUGCACGGACAGGGCCCAGACUGCACCCAGCUCACAGACUGGAGGAGGAUAUGUCACAACUACUGCACCAGGAGACAAACGAUGGAAACCCAGAGAGGGAAGACAUUCUCCGUGCAGGUAUUGCUGCUUUAAGAAGGACCAGCGCCAGGAAACCUGGGAAGGUGCAACGUCUUACCCAUCCCGCUAGGCGGAGGGGGGUUCUGGUGUCCCCAAAGUCAAAGAGGACACCACGGCGACCGCCACACUCUCCCGUAGGCAAGCACACGCUGGCGUCCUGGGCCAAGGUCAAACCACCGCUACCAUAUAUGGGCAAGGAGAACAGGACGCCACCGCCAAGCCCCCCUCCCCAACAUGUCAGGUACAGAGAACGAUCUUUGUCACCCAGAGGGAGCUCCCUCAACCCCCAUAAGAGCCCCAAGGUGGGGUCGGCUGUAAGAAGAAGUUUAAACUACAGAGACACUUUCAGGAACCAAGAAGCCUUAGAGAGAAGAAGGGAAGAAAUAACGGAUCCUUCCAGACACCCCAGGACAUCUCAAGAUGCUAGAAGGAGCCUUGACUUUAAGGAGGAGUACAGAAACCCAGGAGGAGUGGAGAUAAGAAGGGAUGGUCUAACCUAUAGUCCUUCAAGACUUUCCCCUAAUGGCAGAAGGAAUGCAGACUUGAGGAACUUGUACGAAAACCCAGACAUGGAGAAGAAAGGGGGAGAAAUACCUGAAGACUUCUUAAGUCACCCAAGAACCUCCUUAGGGUCUUUGAGUAGUCAUCAGGACAUGUAUGGGGGUUAUGAGGAAACCAGAGGAAGGCAAUCUAGGGACGUAUAUGGGGUUGUUAAAGAAACUGGAGGAAGGGAUGUGAAUGGAGGUUUUAAGAGAGCUGGAGAGAGGGGAGGAGAACAUGAGGGCUUGUAUGGGGGUUUCCAGGAUGCUGGAAUGAGGAGAGAAGUUGAGGAGCGUUACCUCGACAGGAGAAAGCAGCUAGGAGACAACUUACCUGUCUUAAGGAACGCGGUUCUCGAUCAAGUGUUUGAAAACACGUCUGCAGAGCUGCAGAGGUUAGAAGGUCAGAGGUCAGCCCACCAGGAGGUCAUCGCCCUACAGGACAUGUCAACCUUGAACAACAUCCUACAGAAGCUACAGCUGGUGGAGAACCGGUAUGCAUUCAGCUAG